CCCUUCCUCCGCGGCUGACCAACCGCCGGUCGUGGGCCGGGGAAUGCCGGAAGCGGUGGUAGCCAGCGCUCGCCCCCGGCACCCCGGACAGCAUGGCAGACCUCCACCGCCAGCUGCAGGACUACCUGGCACAAGGGAAGGCGGGAAAGCCUGCGGAUGCGGAGCCGCUGCUCGCCUCCGGGCCGGCAGAAGCGCCCGCGGGAGGGAGCGGGCCGGCGGGCGCGUGGCUGGGCCGCGCGAGCCUGCGGUGGCCGUGGGCGCCGGGCCCCGCGGAGCCCGAGGCCGGGCCGGCGUGUCUGCCGAGCGUGACGCGCGGGCAGCGCUGGGCGGCUGGCGGCGGCUGCCUAGUGCUGGCCGCGCUCUGCUUCGGCCUCGCGGCGCUCCACGCUCCCCUGCUACUGCUGCGCGCCCGCAAGUUCGCGCUGCUGUGGUCGCUGGGCUCGGUGUUGGCGCUGGCGGGCGGCGCGCUGCUGAGGGGCGGCGCGGCAUGUGGGCGCUUGCUGCGCGGCGAAGAGACGCUGUCGCGGCCCGCGCUGCUGUACGCCGCCGCGCUGGGCGCCACGCUGUACGCCGCGCUGGGCCUGCGCAGUACGCCGCUCACGGCGCUCGGCGCCUGCGCGCAGCUAGCCGCGCUUCUAUACGCGCUGGCCGGGCUGCUGCCCUGGGGCGGGGUUGCCGCCCUGCGCCUGGCGCUUGGCCGCCUGGGCCGCGGAGCCGGCCUGGGCGGCGCGCUGCCGGUGUGAGCUCGCAGAGCCCGCCGCCCUGGAACGCGGGACACGGAGCCGUCGCGGGACUCGCUGGCCCAGCUGGACUGCGGCGCCUGUUCCCAGGCCGCCACCCGCCCCGCGACGAAGGCCUGGACCUUGACGGUGACCUCAGAGCUGAGCCGGAACUCCAGGAUUGCCGCUUUUCCUGCGGGCCUGGAGCAGGAGACACUCGCGGGGUUGACCAAAUGCUGUGAACGCACCCGAAGGAGCUGCUGCUGCGCCAGCGAGCUUUAGAUUGCGCCGUUAAGAAGAAAAAAGGCACUUUGAAUUAGCUGCUUCCGUGGCUUUUCUCGACUUUUCGUCACUUGAAAAAUCCAGGGGUGUGUGUAGUUGGCAUACAUCUUGUUUGGGCGAUGCUCCGCUAUUUUCCCUUGCUCAGUGUAAAUGAACAUAGAAGUUACGACAUUCAACACUAAGUUUAGCUGCCGAAUUUUAAAAGGCAACAACGGUUUACCUCUUUUUAAAAACUAACUUGUUAACAUGGUGCCUUCUAAUAUUGGAGGAAAAGUAGACAAGGAAUGCAAUGGACCGAAAGAGGAAUUCUCUGCGCUCCGAUACCUGGUAGUCAAUUCAGGUAAAGCUCAUGGUAUAGGUCUCUGCGUGACGGACCUGUGGAAUCCCAAAGAUAAUUCUACAUGCCAUGUUGGAUGAAGAUCAGUUUCUCUUGUGUUCUCAUUCGCUUUUGAAAGCAGUUUGCUAUUUGCAGGCAGAGAUCUUCACCACUUACUUUUACAAAGCCUACCUUUAUUUAUUGCCAGAAAGUAUGGAUCCAGUAUACUGACAAGUCCAGAAAAAUUACACAUUUUGUAACCAUAAACUACAAAAUAAAAUGUUUAGAAUUUAA
Messenger RNA from Dipodomys spectabilis (banner-tailed kangaroo rat), 1611 nucleotides. RefSeq names its product SFT2 domain containing 3 (gene Sft2d3). Lineage: Eukaryota; Metazoa; Chordata; Mammalia; Rodentia; Heteromyidae. The record is from RefSeq and is a predicted model, not a curated record. The transcript has 2 exons. Gene Ontology annotation, biological process: vesicle-mediated transport. Bases 93 to 743 code for a protein of 216 amino acids. Gene Ontology annotation, cellular component: membrane.